AUUUUCUUGUUUUGUGGGAAGGUACAUUAUAACUCAAAAACCGUUUCUGGAGAAAGUCCUAUGGGAAGUACCGUUAGCAGUCUUCGACCUUAUGUGGCCAUAUCUGUUGACUCGGAACAAAUGGAGCCAGCAAAGAUGAACUUGAUGUCUCUAGACAGUGGUCAGUGUGGAACAAGCUAUGGCGGGAAAAAAAGUGGAGUGAAAAAAGCUAGUCUUUUUGCUUGGGUUACACUUCAGAGUAUUCCAGAGGAGGCAGUACUGAGUCCUCAUGUGCUGGAUUUCUUGGAACAAGCCUUGGAACCUAUCCCUAUCCAUAUGACUAAAUCUACUUCUGCUCCUACAGAUUCCAGUAGCAUGGUAUUUAGUAAUCUAAAGUCUGAGGCAGGAGGAUCAACUCUAGUCACACCAAGCCAAUAUGCAUAUGCCUCCUUCCCUGUUGAUGUUAUUGUUUACUUCCAUAUGCAGCCUUCCAUCAUUCGAUUCAGCUGUCUGCCAGUGUCCCGUGUAGAGUGUUUGUUACGGCUCCCAUCUGUAGAUCUGGUAUUCUCUUCAAAACGAGCUGAAGAUGAACCAAAUGGAGUUAGUGGCACGGAGGGGAUAUCAGGAUCCAAGUUUAAAGCUUCACACUGUCGAAAAGAAAGUGGAUCUAAGAACAAUCUCGACAGCUCCAUGAACCAGACAGCGGCAGGAGGGCUCAGUAUGACUGGCUGUCUAGCUGACUUUUCCCUCUACAUAUUUCACCCUUAUGGAGGCUCUAAAAAGUCUGGAGCUUCUGCUAAAGAAGGGGAGAAAUCUCCAUUAACAACAGCUGAGAGGAAAGACUCUCUCAGUCUUCAAGUAGAGUUUGUGAAAGUCAACAUAUCUCGGAGUCGGAAGCUGAAUGUCUUAUCCAGUGAAGCUGCUUUAUCUAAAGGUUCCAGAAGUGUGGAUGGGAGUAGUGCUAUAAUUAGGUUCUCUGCCAUCUGUGAUGUUGGUUCUGCCUCAUUCAAGUAUGAUAUGCGUCGAUUGACAGAGAUUCUUGCCUUCCCAAAGGCAUGGUAUCGAAGAAGUAUUGCCCGGAGAAUGUUUCUUGGAGAUCAGAGUUCGAGUGCAUUGUUUAGUGACCAGGAGGAUUCCUUAGAAACAAGCAGCAGUAGUGGUACUCUCUCUCCUAAAGGAGCAAAACCUGAUGUGUAUACGUUCACCAGCUCUUCUCACCCACACGUACCCGGUACUCAGCACAGUAGCACUUCCUUCCCUGUGGGAGGAAAAAUGGAAACCAUCUCAGAACACUCGGACAAUGGAUUACCUUCAGAACAACCUCAAGUGACAUAUCAGCACAACCGAGAUAAACUUCAUCUUGAUCUCUUUGAUUCUCAGCAAUCUUGGAACAGAGCAACAGGGUCUCAGAUCUACAUGAGUACGCUAUCAUGUUCUCAAGACUUCAGAAGUAUGCAGCCAUCCUCACCUACUCAGUAUACCACCAGACAAGGAAACACAUGGGAAACAUUGGUGUUAUGUGCCCUUAAUCUUUCUCGCCUUAACGUUCACAUGAAUAUGGGUAAUGUGAUGGGAAACACAACGUGGCUUACAAGAGAUCUCAAAUCACAAGGAAGACUGUCAAUAAGCAGUAGUGGACACAAAAACUUCUUCAUCACAAUGACUCUCGUCGGUUCUUCACUUGAUGCUAAAGGAGGAAUUGUGGGAGGAAACAUCGAGCUUAGUGAAAUCGAUACAACAUUACACCUGAAAGAAGAUGUAAAGAAAGAACCAGAUCAUACAGUUACCCUGAAGCUUGGAGCAUUAGAGUCGAGAUUGGACUAUAUGGGCACCAGUGUCUUGAUGGGAAGAGUUAGCACACUAGAAACUACACUCAGAGAUGAAUGGAGAGUUACUUCCGAGAAGGGAGAUGAUGCUCUAAUGGCUAAACCAACAAAACGUCCUGCUUUAAUUUUCAUCCAUGGGAACUUAGGCUGGGAUCAGUUACAGCUACUGAUCUCCAAGUCAACCACUACUGACAUUGUUAAAAUGUACACUAAGCUGGAGGAAUUCUUCUCCCAGCAGUUCCACAGCAGUAAACGUGUUUUCUCUUCACUCCAGCCACACUACCAGCGACACUCCAUUAGAAACCCAACUCGACGAUUAAAGCAACAUCCAGAAGGACUUCCAGGAGAUGCUGAAACUCGCCAUCACAGACACUGGCAAAAGGUGCUGCGGCUGGUGUCCAGACUUCAACUUAGUACACUUCCAUUUGCUCUUCCACGUCGAGGUACGAUUCUAGGUGGCACAAUGGAGUUGUCCGGAAACAACAUCUCUUUGGCAUGCUUCCAUGGAAUAAACUUCCGUUCAAAAGCAUGGGCCAUUUUCAGCUUAAAGGAACCCACUGUGACCUUUGCAACUGAAGCCCAAGAUGUGAAUAAUGAUGAUGGCACAGUAGCAACCCACAUUGUCCAAAACCUGUCCUUCACUUUAGGCCACAGUGGAACAGAGUCAGCUCACCACAUCAGUAUGGCCACUGUUUGCAGGAUCUCACGUAACGUGUUAUUCCCACCUCAGUUUCGCAGUAUGAACGAAUGGUUCCAUUAUGCUUUUGCCACCAGUGAAAUUGACGAUGUGGGCAGGUUUCCUGUUCUUGAACAUGAUCGAGAUGGAGGAGAACGUCGCUCUUCCUUCAGCUUACCUUCCAAGUCUCCCGAGUUUAACCAUAACAUGGAAGUCAUUUUUGCUCUUCCAAGUCUACAGUUUCAUUUAAAAACGGAACACCUGCAAGGCGAACAAACUCCAACUUUAGUUGAUCCUAAGCCAAUAGUGGACUGCAGUUUUGUAACAGAGUUUGAUGAUCACAUAUACGUAGCUGUGGAUGCAGAAGCAUUCUUCUUUCUUCAUGAUGUCAUAACCAGCUACAUCAAAGAGAAGGAUAGUGGUUAUGGGAAGAAUCAAUCACCUGACAGUGAGAGGAAGAAGAAAAUAGCACAUCCCACAGAAGCCCUGCAGAAGGACUGGAGGAACUAUCAGUGCCACACUUGGCAUUUGGAACCCACUGUUAGGUAAAG
Limulus polyphemus (Atlantic horseshoe crab) is the source of this 3032-nucleotide messenger RNA. RefSeq lists its product as uncharacterized. The record is from RefSeq and is a predicted model, not a curated record. Gene Ontology annotation, biological process: synaptic vesicle endocytosis. The coding region runs from base 61 to 3030 and encodes 989 amino acids. NCBI's taxonomy places the organism in Eukaryota, Metazoa, Arthropoda, Merostomata, Xiphosura, Limulidae. The transcript has 16 exons.